AUGGAUGGAGAUUGGGACGAGGUCGCCCGGAUAGCGCAUCCGCCUCCGGGCCCCAUGGGUAAUCCGACACCUCCCACCGUCUUAGCCUUCGAUACCAACCAGGAGCUGCUCUGGACCGGCAACGGGUUCGGUCGAGUAAUGUCCUUUUAUGGCAACAAGCUGCAGCCCUACACAUCAUUCCGAAUACAUCCGUCCCAAGAUGGCGCCGUCCGACAAAUAUUGUUCAACGACAAGGGCGUCGUGUCCCUCGGCCCCCGCGGCGUGCACAUGGCGAACCGCCGGGGUCUACCAUUGUGGUCAAUCAGACAUGAAGAUUUCACAGCGUUACGUUGCAUGAGCUUUACAUCCAGGGGUACCACCGAGAUUCUGGUCGCGGGCGAGCAAUACAAGAUGUUCGUCAUUGACACGAACAAGGGGGAGGUGACCAAACAAGUAUCGACGGGACACCAGUACAGCAGCAUGCGAAGGAGCCGAUAUAUAUGUGCUGCCACGCCGACAGGUGCUGUCCACAUUCUCGAUCCGAUAACGUUCCAGGUCCUCAAGAUAUGGCAGCCGCAUACCUCCGCGCUGAAUGACAUGGACGCCCAACACGACUUCAUAGUAACGUGCGGCUACUCCUUGCGUCAACAGGGCCACUACAUACCGGACCCCUUCGUCAACGUGUUCGACCUAAAGAAUAUGGUCUCCAUGUCUCCUAUCCCCUUCCCAGCGGGCGCUUCCUACGUUCGGAUGCAUCCCAGAAUGUCCACCACCACCAUCGUCGUGACCCAGCUGGGUCAGAUGCAAGUGGUCGACCUGAUGAACCCCAACACCAGUAAUAUCCAUCAGGCGAACUGUCAAUCGUAUGUGUCCAUGAUUGAGAUAGCAUCAUCCGGAGAAGCAGUAGCCAUGGCAGAUGUGGAAUGCAAUAUCCACCUCUUGGGGUCACCGAACAAGCUCCACUUCACAGAUCUUGCCACGCCUAUAGAGUAUGCCGAUGCCACUGCCAGUGCCGCACGAAUUGGCAUUGACUCUCUUGACACCCCAUUGAGCUCUAUUGGCAUGCCGUUCUACCGGGAGACGUUGCUCUCAGCAUGGCCUGAGAACAUGGUGACCUCGGUCGGUGCUCCGCCCGUCAAGAUCGAUCCCCAGGUAUUAUCGACUCUUCAAGAAAGAGAAUGGGGCUAUUGGGGCAAGAACAUCCGUCCACAACUCAGAAACCAGGUCGAGGACACCCGUAGCAGCGAGAGUCCCAAGAGUCGCCUGAGACCACCAAGAUUCCUGAGCGAGAAGGCUAGGGAUCUGGCCAACUCGCCAGCAGGGACACCAGCGCCGGAAGAAACCAUUCCAGAGUUUCCACAAGUCUCGCACGAUGCCAAUCUGGAGUGUCGCAAGGCCGAAGUGCCCGAACUGUAUCGGACUAUUGAGAUUAAGUACAGCAGGUUUGGCAUUGGCGACUUCGAUUUCGGAUACUUCAACAAGACACAGUACUCGGGCCUGCAGAAUCACAUUGUCAACGCAUAUGCAAACUCACUCCUUCAAGUGAUGCACUAUACUCCCCUGAUCCGGAAUAUUGCUUUGCAACAUGCGGCUACAGCUUGCGUCGAUGAGCUAUGUCUCCUGUGCGAGUCGGGCUUCCUCUUUGACAUGCUCCAUAAAGCAGAAGGAGAGCCCUGCCAGGCAUACAAUUUGACGAAGACCCUAAGCUACCAUCCACAGGCGAGCCAGGCAGGGUUACUCGACAGCGCGCCUCUCGUGCUCCACUCUCGCACUACGAUGUUACAGCACCUUGCGAAAUUCCUCCUCGAAAGGAUGUCCGUUAACUACAAUAAGAUGGCCAGGAACGACGAAAGCUCUGAUGCUGAGGCACCUCAGUCCAAGACUUUCGAAGAGUUAUUUCGCAUGUCCGCAGUAAACUCCAUCAGGUGUAUGAACUGUAGGAUAGAAACCACCAGAUCUGAGGCGAGUAUGGUAACUGAUAUGAUCUACCCUCUCAAUAAUCCUGAACCCCGUAACCCACGGCCGCGGAGCUCGACAUUCUCUCAAAUCAUCAAGAUUAGUUUAGAGCGUGAAACGACCAACAAGGGCUGGUGCAGCAACUGCCUCAAGUAUCAGGCGCUGGCCAGCAGGAAGACUGUUCAAAGGAUCCCGGAUGUUUUGAUGCUUACGACUGCAAUCAAUAGUGCGAUCAAUGGUAACGCUCAUCGCCGCCUUUGGGCUACACCAGGCUGGCUGCCGGAAGAGAUCGGGAUUAUUGCGGGCAACGGCCAGUUCUUCUGUUAUGAAGGGGAGGACUUGAAAUUGCACUUGCAACGCGGGAGGCAUAACAUCAAGGUGUAUUCCCUGACUGGUUUAGUCGUCAACAUCGAGGGCGGUCUGCAGCACGAGUCCCACCUUGUCGCAAUGGCGAACGUUGCACACUCGGCACCGGUGGCUCCCGGGCAAAGCCAAUGGUAUAUGUUCAAUGAUUUCCACGUGCAGCCGAUCUCUUCCCAGGAGGCUUUGACAUUCAACACAACCUGGAAGACACCGUCUGUCCUCACAUAUCAGGUCAAGACCGCCAAUAACCAGCUCGACUCGAGCUGGAAAAAGAACCUCGAUGACAGGCUAUUAUAUCUCGAUCUACAGCCUGAUAGAGCAGACAAACCCUAUCGUACGCUGGAGCCGUCUGAGCCGGCUGGGCCGGAUACUCUCAUUGCGAUAGAUACCGAGUUUGUGCAGAUUUCGCAGUCUGAAAUGGAGGUGCAUUCCGAUGGUGAUGCACAGAUCAUCCGACCCAUAUUCCACGCAUUGGCCAGAGUCUCCAUCGUUCGAGGCGGUGGUAUGGAUGAAGGUAUUCCUUUCAUUGACGACUAUAUCACUAUUAAGGAGAAGGUCCACAACUACUUGACCUCCUAUUCGGGCAUCACCGAAGAGGAUCUGGACGUGACGAACCCAAGGGGACACAACCUGGUACCAUUGAAGAUCGCGUACAAGAAGAUAUGGAUCCUUCUCAACCUUGGCUGCAAGUUCCUCGGUCAUGGCCUCAGCGGGGACUUCCGGGUCAUCAAUAUUCACGUGCCGAAGUCGCAGGUGAUCGACACUAGUACUCUCUUCUUCAUCAAAGAACGCCUUAGGAAGCUGAGUCUGCAGUUCCUCGCUUAUGCUGUGCUAAGGGAAGAGAUCCAGAAGGACACGCACGACUCCAUCGAGGACGCGAGGACGGCGCUGCGGCUGUACCGGAAAUACCAGGAGUACAGCGAGGCAGGCAUACUGGAGACGAUAUUGCGGGAGAUAUACGUCACGGGAUCGGCAUGCAACUUCAAGGCCCCUAGGAGGACUGGUGCUGACGUCCCGAGGACGGACACCCCGCCCGUGGAUGGAGCACCAGGUCACGGUCCCUCGACGCCGGUACGAAGGCCGGGAGGAACUGCUACUCCCGGUUCCACUCCGCUUAAAGGGCUGAACUUCGGAUAG
Anthostomella pinea is the source of this 3435-nucleotide messenger RNA. Lineage: Eukaryota; Fungi; Ascomycota; Sordariomycetes; Xylariales; Xylariaceae. The record is from the annotation of a GenBank genome assembly.